Pocillopora meandrina is the source of this 9526-nucleotide messenger RNA. Lineage: Eukaryota; Metazoa; Cnidaria; Anthozoa; Scleractinia; Pocilloporidae. The record is from the annotation of a GenBank genome assembly.
AUGGGGGAAACUUUAAAAAGUCCUCGGCCGAUACCUAACAUCGUCACAGAGGCCACUUUUAGUCACCGAAAACCCAAGAAUCCUAGUCACAGAAACUUAAUUGAAGAAGAUUGUUUACCUCCACGAGCUCCAGUGAAAUCAGCUCCACCAAUAAGCAGAGUUUUUAAACAUACAGGAAGGAAUUCGGUGGGAGCACUGCAAGUCAGUUUUCGAGAUAGUGGUAGCGGUAUCCUUUGAAAAGAACGCUUAAGGUCUUUUGUAGUUGUGUUGAAGUUUGCGAAAUUUUGAUGAUGUAAUAUUUCCAUUGGAUUACCUCUCGAGAUUCCCAGAACUUUUUGUUCGUGAACGUCGAGUUGAAUAUUGUUUCUUUUAUUGUUGAAUUUGAAUGCUUAACCACUCUUUGACGCAUAUUCUUGACAACUCAAAUCAGAAAUUAAAAGCCCCCACUACAAUGCGAAAUCACGAGAUCUCUAUUUUGAGCAGGUAUAAAAUUAUAAGUCGGUUCAUGUUUUAUAGUUAUAUUCUCCUAACUGAAAAGAUUUUGUGAAGACUCUCCCUCCUAUUUUUACAGUGUACAGCAAUUAAAUUAUGGAAAAUUCUUUUAAAAUACCUUAGUGCACAUAUUCAAAGCCAAAUGCAAUUUCAGCAUUUGUACAGCUGUACACUAAGUACGUUAUUAUAUGUUACAAUAUUUCGCAUGUUUACAAAACGUAUGAGAUACAGACGUAAAAGAUAAUGAAAAAGUACCUGGACUAAAGUAAUCUGUUCCUUUAAUACAAGUAGCUGUCCCAAUGAAGAAAUUAUGGUGGCAUAUUCUAGGUUUUCUCAUUGUGUACAUAACAUGAUUGCACUCUCAACCUUGUAUAAACAUACACUCUAUUAAGACUGCACCAGCGGUGUGGACUCGCUAGGAUGUGACCUUUUAACCCCGUACACUCUAAGAUUAGUAUUUAUAUUCUCUAAACUGUUCUCUUUACAUUUGCCAUGGUACUGACCAGGAGAAUUUGAUUGACGCUCAGGAGCUUCUGAAAUCGGUGAUCAUUUCCAAUAUUCUCAUUGCCCUAAUAUUUGAUUUAAGGGUGAUGCUGUAAGGAGAAACAUGUUAACAGAAUGUGCUUGCUUAGUUGGUUUAUUUUUAUGCACAGUACAUGUUGUGCCCAAUGCUGAGGAAUAAUCUCAAUGUGUUUUCCUCAGAUGAACAAAAUAAGUUUGGACUAUUUUCAACUGAUUCUCUCAACAGUGUUUUGUAGUUAUCAGCAGACUUGGAGCAGGUUCAUUUGGAGAGGUAAGUUCAAUACUGCUGUUGUGUGUAAAUGCAGAAAGGGCAUAUAGUAAUACUCACAGUUGCUUAAACCUUUACGCCCUGAAAUUAGUAUUCAAUAUUUUUCAUACCUAUCUCUGUACAUUUCUUUUGACACUGAAAAGGAGAGUCUGUUUAAUAAUCAAAGCUCCUUAGGUUUGGGGAUCAUUUCCCUUAUUCUCAGAUCUGAAUUAUAUGAAGGAGAAAUUAGAUGCUGGUCACUCUUAUGGUUAAGAGGUUUAACCUAACAGAAAUAAGUCUAUACUUAGGUACUGAGAGCCUUGUUGACCUCGGAUUUGUGAAACAUUUAGGAAGAGAUGAUUUAGCUGAAUGGUAUACAUGUGGAUCCUUCAUGCCUCAGUGGCAUUUCAUUCUGUGACAAUUAAAACAGUAUACUGAUUUUGUUUUCACUAUUAGAGUUUAAUGCAAGUAAUAUCUUAAGACAGACCAGCUAACAAUACAGAGAUCCUUCCCAAUUCAGCACUUGUUAGCUGGUAGAUAAAGGGCUGACAAGACUGAAUGGUUCUCAAGAUAUGAAUUUAUUGAUUAAUCAAUGCCUUUGCAGGUGUUCAAAGUGAGAAGCAAGGAAGAUGGAUGCCUUUAUGCAAUUAAGAAAUCAAGGGAUAGGUUCCGUGGUGAUGCUGAUAGGUGAGGACCACUUUGUUUUUAUUGGCAACAACGAAUUCCAGAGUAAUCUUGUUUUUCUGUAACCUGAUUUGUUUUACAUUUUCUCACAGAAAAUAUAAACUUGAAGAGGUCAACAAACAUGAGCUGGUAAAAGGUCAUAGAAACUGUGUCAAAUUUGUCAAGGCAUGGGAAGAAAGGUUGGGCAUCUUUCUAGUCUCGCUUUACCUCUUGUUGACUGUAUGAAUAUCCUAUUGUAAUUUUAUUUCCUUUAAUUUUUUAGUGCUCUGCAAGUAUGUUGAGUGUUUCAUUGUGACAGCUAAAGGAAAUGAAUACUAUAAUUACUUGUAGAAAUAAUGUUAUGUUUCUGAUUACAAUUCAGGAAACGUCUUUACAUACAAACAGAGUUGUGUGAAAUGAGGUAUGAAGAGCAUGGUGAUCUAAACAAAUCAGUGAUUAUUAUCACAAUGGAUAUAGUUGAUAUGUGUGAUUGAAUAAUGAUUUAUUUUAUAUCUAGCCUCAAAGACUUCUUGGAGAAAAAUGAUUCAACCAGUGAAUCUGUGGUGUGGGAGUUUCUAGUUGAUUUGACUUUGGUUAGUACUGCAUGGUACAUUGUAUGCAUUUUCACUUGUAUACAUCUUUAUUGAAAAUGAACUCUUGUGUGCAGUUGGUUGAUGAAGUUAUCUGUGGCACAUAAUCGAACAGAUUGUUAAUAAAUCUUUACUUUACAAAUGUUGCAAAGGUGCAGUCAAACUGAGGUGCAAAACAGCUUUGUUUUGCUGUUGCCUUUCUAUUUCAUGACUGAAGGAGUCUAUUUUGUCUUUCUUAUCCUUUAGUAUCUUUAAUUUAUCCGUGAACUUGGCAAUUAAUGUUAUUUGGCAUCAGGAGAAGAAAUGUUAAGCCUUGUGCAAAUUAUUUUCCAGGGUUUGAAGCAUCUUCAUGAUAAUGGUUUGAUUCAUAUGGACAUCAAACCAGCAAACAUCUUUAUUGGUCUGGAUGGGUUGUGUAAAAUAGGAGAUUUUGGUUUGGUGUUGGAGUUAUCAAAAGUAAGUGUUGUUGACUUAGUAUGGCCUACUGUUUGCAAAUGAGUGCUCCAAGCCAGGUGAUUUUCACUGCAGAAGUGCAAUACCUUAGAUGAAAUGCAUUCUGCUUCCGAGGUUGUUCCAUAGACAAAACAAAACAAAACAAAAACAGCCAAAAAAUUCUAUCUAACAUUAACCUCAAACUAAGAUGUUACUGAUAAUUAAAACAAACCUUCAAAUCCAUUUUUCAAAUUAUUGUUGGCAAAGCAUCCAUAAUUUUAAAAACAAUUUUGUUAUAACUUACUUUGUAACCAAUUUUGUUAUAACUUACUUUGUAACCAAUGUUCUUUACAGCUGCAAUUUUAUUUAUCUGGCUUUUUAGGGUGAAUUUUGGACUGACACUGGCUGUGGAAAUGGGGAAAGACAAAAACUGAUUUGCUUCUGUGCAUAAUUAAAAAAUAACUUUCCUUAAACUUGUAAAUAAGUAGUGGAAAUAUUAAUCUCCUUUUCAAAGAAUAAGUGCUGAGCAUUCUUUUUCUUUUAUUGAUUGAUGUCCAAGGUACCCUUUACCCUUUUCUUUUCUUCUGUAUCUAGUGUGACACCACCCAAGCUUUGGAAGGUGAUCCAAAAUACCUUGCUCCAGAGCUAAUGCAAGGUCACUUUACAAAAAGUGCAGACAUCUUCAGGUUUGUUGUCUUCUGUGAGAGUAGCAGCAAUUCAAUUCCUCCUAUUUUUUUGUUGAUGAACAUGUCUCUGUCUAGACACUUAAACACAGAUAGAGGAAGUAUGAAAAGCUACAUAAAUGUGGUUACCUCUUAUAAGACAGACAUCUCUUCAAGACAGUUACUUACACCAGUAGUUAGGUUCCGUUGGUUUCCUUAUUAGAGAGGUUUGGCUGUAUUCAUGCAAAGUGUACAUUUUUUCAGGAGUGCAAAAAUGAGUGUUUUGCCCUUUAAUUUUGGUAUGUGUAGAUGUAUGUGUGGGUUUUUAUUUGGCACUAUUUUGUUUUGCUGUAAUCAGUUUGGGCAUAACUCUACUAGAGUUGGCCAGUGAUCUUGAAUUACCAAAAGGUGGACAAGCAUGGCAUCAACUUAGAAAUGGAGAACUUCCCAACAUCUUUACACAAGGUUUGUUCAUCCACUAAGACUACUGACAAGAACAGCCAGAAAAACACAUUGAAGUCACUCACAAACAGUCAAUGUUAUCUACUGCAAGCAAAUUGCUAUGAAAUUUUAUCAUACAAUACUGUGAAUGCAUGCUGUAGUUAAAAAUUGUUUCAGGCUAUAAAUGAAUUCAGACUAAUUUAAUUUGUUGUUUAAAGAUUAUGGUAGUGCACUAAAACAGUGGGAGAUACAAGUUAAACUAGCCAGCUUGACACCACUUUCACAAGUUGUGGUGAACCUUAGCAUAAAUGAACUAGUGUAAAUAGAUUCCUAAUAAUACUUGCUUUGAAACCUGCCAAAAAAACCCUUUUCUAGCAUGAAAUAUUUGAAGUAUCCUUGUUGAAGUUUAGAAAAACAUACCGAGGAAACAAAGCACAUUUGACAAACUUAAGAUUUAGAUUCAGAUACCAUACAUACACUCAGGGCUCAAAAUUAGCACUCGCAAACUCGCGAAAUGCGAGUGGUUUUUCGAAGUUGCGAGUCUAAAAAAUAUCUUCUAGCAAACAUUUGCUAGUUAGGUUCCUUCUUUUGCUAGUAAAAAAAAUCUUACUAGCAAAACUUUGCUAGUAGACAAAAAAGUUAAGUUCGAGCCCUGCAUACACUCAGAUUUAUGUUGGUCUUCUGCUCUUCAGGUAUAUCCCUAGAGCUUAGACGACUUAUAUUGCAGAUGAUGAAUCCUUCACCACAACAAAGGUCUGUUGUAUUCUCCAGAAAACACAUUUUUUUUAAAAUUAAGCAUUGAUUUGGGAAGUUUCUUUUAGAAGACAUAGGUGUCUCCAAAAUCAUUUAAACUUUCUUUAACCUUCUUUUCUCAAUUGCAUUGUAUGUCAGCUGAAUUUGUUGUAACAUUUUCAGACCAAAUGUGGAUGAGAUUUUAGCAGAACCUGCUGUACGCCAGGUAAUCUAGUUAAAUUGGGAUCAAUUAAUUUACAAUUGUUGGAAUAAGGCUAUCAGCCCUUUUGUUAAAGUUAUGAUGCAUGCAGCUGUAACUCUGGGAAUUGAUAUUUUUAGGCAUGGAAAAGGAGGAAAAGGGUUUAUCUGUACAGUAGGAUGGUGAGUGAUUUACUUUUAUUUGCAGAAAUGGAUCUUGACAGUGAUCAAUGUUAGUGUUGAGUUGUUUUAAAUGGGAUAUUCUGGCAAAUGCCUUCUAGGGGAACUAGAAAUUCACUUCCUGGGUGAUUGCCUCAAACUAGUUUUAAGAUGAGGAAUUUAACAAUCUUUUAAUCUAAAAUAAUAUUUUAGAUUAAAAGAUUAAUAUAUGGCAACCAGGUGGACAAUCCAACAUGGUUUGAUGCUACUCUGGUUUAAAGAUUAAAUGAAUGUAACCAAGAAGUUACAAUUCAUUGACCCAACAUUUUAACACUCCUGUCUGGUGCCUUCAUCAAGGGUGAUCUAAACGCUGGAAAAGGAAGUUUCUCUCAGAAAAUAAGGAAAAAAGGAGCAUAUGAAAGGAUCUCUUGUUGCAGUGUUUAGAUCACCCCUGAUGAAGGCACUAGACAGGAGUGUUGAAACGUUGGUUCUAUGAAUUGUAACUUCUUGGUUACAUUCAUUAAAUCUUUGAACCAGACUAGCAUCAAACCAUGUCUAAUCUUUUAAUCUAUCAGCAAACAAAAAGGGUUCUCUGGUCAAUUAAUCAUUCACUCAAUCAAUCAAUCAUUACCCUUGAUAAGAAGUGGAUUUAUUGCAUCAUUUAAAUAACAACUAUGGUUUAUCUAUUCCAGAAGGAAUCAAUGUUUGCAAUGUAUUACUAUCUUUGCUCUGUUUUGUUAUGGAUAUGGAUGGUUUUACUGUGGCUUUUCCGCCCAUUUACAAGUAAGAUUUGUUGUAUGCUAUUGAGUUGCUCAUGUCUUGUACCCAUUUUGUAAAAUGUAGAGUCUGUAUGUACAUGUAAGAGAUUCUGCAACAGGAUAAAAACAAAUAAUAUUACAUGUAAAUUUGAUAUGCACUUUUUUAGAAAGUUGUGUGCAUUUCAUUUUAACAAUUUUGCAGAGAAAUAUUAUGAAACUAGUUUGCCUUCUAGCACUAUAUUGCAGGGUGUAAAACUUCUGAUUUGAGAAAUGUUGGAGUUUUUUAUAUGUUGGACAGCAACCUCCCUUUAAUAAAAUGGGUUACUGCAGUUGAGAUAGAUGCAAACAAAAAUUUCAUAAGAAUUGUGGGUUUUAUAAUAAAACACAAACUUUGCACAAUGAUGUGGUGAAUAAUAUUGGAUAUGGAGGUGACCUUGACCAUUAGAGGGAAUGGGUUCACAACUGCUAGUAAAGCAUCUAAGCCAGCUGAGAAAUAUUUGCCAUUCUCUCUUACUUGUUAACUUUAUAAAACUUUCAAUUAACUAAAUUAGAUGCAUCAUAGAGGAGAACUUAUGCAACUUUAUCAUUACAUCCCAGAUUCAUGGGCAUGGACCAAAUCCUCUGCAAAAUCUGAUGUGUCUUAUCAUGAGGACUUAAGUUUUUCUUCUGAUGGUAAGGGGAAGUAUGCUUUACUUGUCUUGUUUUUCAUCUUUAUAUAGUUUGCUCUUUUGCAUCAAAGUGUAUAUCUGCUAAAUGUAAACAAAUGGUUUACACCCUAUCAAGUAGCAAUCAUUGAAAGGCACUUUUAUCCAUAAGAAUCAAAAUAAGGUAAUUUAAAAUGUAUUAACUUUAGGUAUUGAAAAUAUAUCCAUUCAUUACAUCCAUUUCUUUCUUUCUCCUGUUUAUUUUUUCUCUCUUACACAGAAUCUUGCAAUAAUUCCGUUUUUGAGAGUGGUAGUAGCACUCCCAAUUGUAGCAUGUCAUUUGAGGAGAUGCUCACACAUUCCAUUCCAAAGGCUCCUUGGCACAGGUGAGUAAAAUGUAAAAAAGUAUCAAGUAUAGAGGCAAUUUUUGGGUGUUGUAGUUAGACUAAGCUCUUAUUCUGAAUAAUAAUCACACCUCUUACCUCUACAUGUAUGUACUCAAGAGACUUUUUUAAUUUUACCAAUGAUUUUGACAAGUGGAGUAGGUUACUGUGUUCAACUACAUUUACAAAGAUUUUAAUAAAUCUCUAACUUUUUUUCCAGUGAUGGAUAUUGUAGUUCGCCUGCUCACUUAACUCCCUCCAGCCAUUUUGAGCAAACGAAUAUAUCUCCUCAAAUGCAUUCUGAGAAAGAAAGGUAAGCACAUGAUCUGAAAGGAGAGAACACAUAAAUAUGUGACAAAGAACUUAGGCUUCACUGUGGAGAUAACUUAGGUUUUGCUUUUGGGAAAAUAUGAACUGAAAUAUCACCCAAAUUAAUAAAGGGGGUAAGUUUCUAAAGAAACUGUGGUGCUGCGUCGGUGGGAGAGUAAAGCAAGUAAUUUAGUGUUAACAACUGAAUUGAAAACGUAAAUUGGCCACCGUAAGGGGUAAAAAAGCUGACGUUUCGAGCAUUAGCCCUUCGUCUGACGAAAUUCCCACGCCCCAAAGGUUUCUAUUUCCUAGAUAAUAUUUCUCAUUGAAAGUUAUGCAAAGCAGCUCCUGUUAUUUUCUCAACUUCACAAUAGCAACAGAGAAAGAGAUGAAGAGACCAGUAAACAACUGAUUACUCCACCAUUCCAUACAAGUAGCCCUGAGCACGAGAGAUAUACUCCUCCUUCAGAAAGAAGGCGAGGGCCUCUGUUUCACGACGGAGGAUUUAUGACCAACAAUGUAGUUGGGCCUAGAAAUCUUCUGGAGGUAUGAGCUAUUUUGUAUAAUUUAUUGUUGUUUAUAUAGACAAAGUCUCGUAUUUAAUAACUAACCAAUCACUGCUAUUCAUUCUGAAGGCGAAUGAAAGAAUUGCACGAUUUGAGAAAGGUUUAGCGUCUCUCUCAGUAGUCACCCCGACUUACAUUUUACAUCUAUUUACAUCUAAUUCUUACGAUAAUUUCCAUCUUUUUCUCUGGGUGUCCCAGGUAUUUGAGGAUGCAGCUAACAGUCCAGAGUGGUAGUAAGUUUGCGAGAAAGAGGAUUUGUACAUGAAGGAAAGAAAUUUCGACUCAAUCCAGGUUAUAGAUCUUGCAGAAAACUCAAUACAACUAUCUCUUGUCAAUGGAGCAUCUGGGUGGAUUACACUUGGAUGAACAUUAGAGCAUCAAGGAAGCAAAUACUUAAAAUGAUUGCGCAUUGUUGAAAGGAAAGUCCAGAAUCAGUUUUCCAACUGCUGUAUUGCCUCUGAAAUAAUUUAUGUGUUCCUAUUCAACUUAAACAAAUAAUAUUUCUUACGGUGUACCAUCUUAUGGAGACAAAUGUUACCAAGAGACGUGAGAAUGUAUGUCUUAACGAGAAUGAAAAAGGUUCAAGCCAACAAAAGUUAUCAAGUGGCUGAAUUUUAAAAUCAGUCUUUUAAUGUGACUCCAUUGUUUAGAUGAGAGGUUCGUGUUUAUUUUAAGUCAAGAUGUUAUGUUGGUUUUCUUGGGUGCAGAUUAAGUUUUACGCAGUAAAUCAUUCUAUACAAAGUAAAACGCUCCACUAAUUCCCAGUUUACCACUGUUUGCGCGACUCUUAGACCUUUCAAACGGGGAAAAUUUUUCGUAUCAAAGGCGAAAAAAGCACUUAAUUUUUUUGUUAACUUCAGUGUUUGGGAACUCUUCAAAGGCGGUUGCCUAAUGAUUGUUCCGGUUUAACUAACGUUGACAUCAUCAAUAUUUGUAAAUAUAAACAAAUUCCUUACUAGUAAUUGCCAUUUAUAAAUAGUAAUAAUAAAACUUGCUGAGAUAUCUAUGUGCAGAUAAUAUAUGUAUUUGUACCGUGGAAUAGCCGCACAUCGGGUGCCUCUUUUUAGUUCUUGCCACUUUUUGACGUCGUCUGUGAUCUAUUAGUAAUAAUAAUAGGACUGAGUGGAGUUCAAUUCGAUCCGUAAUCACAUCUCAGUCAGUAAGAGUCCGAUUCGUUUAUUACGAGUAUGACUAUUGUGGCAACCAAUCAUGUUAGAGAAUUUUGUUAUAGUUCUUAUUAUUUUAAAUGAACAGACGUGCGGCAACUUGGAAAAUUGGCUCAGUCCCAAUCACAUACAGUCCAUAUCAUAUAGCCUAUUUUUUUGAAAAAGUCUAUAUGAAUAAAUCGAUUAUAUUGAGAAAAAUGACAAAUCAGAGAAUACUGUCAAGACCAAAUGAACGACCUUGAAUUUUUACCAUUUCAAACAGUCAGACAAUAUCAUUUCCAUAAUGUGGCGAGGAAUGAAAACAUUUCAUAGGGGGCCAAAAAUUGUAUCUGCCUGUCGAUAGAGAUCAUGUUGCGACGUUUACGUCCCUUAGAAACAUUGGCACUCAAAACAGAAGCCUUAUAUCGUUAGUUAAACUGGUAAAUCUAUUGAGAGAAAACUUUGCGAUAACAUGAUUAAGUAGGUUUCAUUGCGUAACUCACGCUCUGAAGGGAAGUUCAAUCGUAAAUAUUUUAGGAAGCCACCUUAAAUUAUCUGAAAGAGGAGCAAGCCAUAAGCGGGC